AUGCCACAGCUUUCCAGCGAUGUAGUCGCAUCAAUCACAAAGUCCGUCUCCGAUGGCUUCGACGCUCAAAUCGCAUACACACAGUCCCUGAUCAGGUUCGGCGGCCAACGAGGCGAGGAGAGUGAAGUGCAGGAAUUCGUGUUCAAACAGUUCGCCGACCGGGGCUAUGAGCCGGUGAAAUUCGAAAUGGACGAAGCCGCCCUGGCGAGCCACGUCGGCGCGGGCAAGUUCAGUGCCACACACUCCAAGGCGCCUAUUGUCGUGGGCGUGCAUAAGCCGCGCGAAACGCGAGGCAAGAGCCUGAUCCUCAACGCCCAUAUCGACGUUGUGCCCAUUGGGCCUGUGGACUUGUGGACGCAUGACCCGUACAGCGGGCAUGUUGAAGGUGACAAACUUUAUGGUCGAGGAGGCGCCGACAUGCGAGCUGGCGGCGCAGCAAAUCUGUGCGCGCUCGAUGCCUUGCGGCGGCUUGGAUAUCAGCCCGCGGCAGAGGUCAUCUUGGAGUCGGUGGUCGAGGAGGAGUCCACGGGCAAUGGGACCUUAAUGACACAUUUGAAAGGGUACAAGGCGGAUGCGGUGCUGAUUCCCGAGCCCGAGGAGGAGAUGCUGGUGCGGGCCAAUGUCGGCGUCUUGUGGUUCCAAAUCGAGGUGCGCGGAACUCCCGUGCAUGUGAGGGAGAUGGGCGCGGGUAUGAACGCGAUUGAUGCGUGCCAGAGAGUGGUUGGAGCGCUGAGAGAGCUAGAAGCAGAGUGGAAUGAGCGGAAGGUCGGGAUGGAACACUUUGAAAAUGAGGAGCAUCCUUUGAAUUUGAAUGUUGCAAUGAUCAACGGAGGUGACUGGCCAUCGUCGGUACCAGCAUGGUGUCGGGUUGAUUGUCGAAUCUCGAUAUAUCCCGGUGUCACUGCAAAGUCUGCCGCAGAUGAGAUCGAGCAGAAGGUGGCAGAUUUCUCUCGGACCGAUUCAUUCUUGAGCAAAACUCCCCCAAAGAUCAUCUGGAACGGUUUCUUCUCCGAAGGAUAUGUGCUUGAGCCCGGUAGCGAGGCAGAGAAUACCCUUCGAAGAGCGCACCAGCAGGCAACAGGCGAGGACUUGAAGACAUUCAUGACAGCAGGCUACCUCGACACUCGGGUGCAUGUAUUGUAUGAUAAGAUUCCGGCAUUGUGCUAUGGACCUAUCAGUGCCAACAUCCACGGUUUCGAUGAGUGGGUGAGUGUCAAGAGCCUGAAGAGGAUCACCACAGCCAUCGCAUUGUUCAUCGCAGAGUGGUGUGGGCUUGAAAAGAUAGAUGUGGAGUGA
Molecule: messenger RNA, 1296 nt
Organism: Capronia coronata CBS 617.96
Lineage: Eukaryota; Fungi; Ascomycota; Eurotiomycetes; Chaetothyriales; Herpotrichiellaceae
Product: acetylornithine deacetylase
Exons: 2
Coding region: 1-1296 (431 amino acids)
Molecular function (GO): hydrolase activity
Source: RefSeq, a predicted model, not a curated record